UAGUAGCGAUGCCAGGAGCCCCUAGUAGCGUUAUAACCGUUAUUGUUCCUAGUAGUAAGGCCGGGAGCCCUUAGUAGCGUCCUCUUGUUACCAUAAAGGGUGCUGCCUUGGUGUUUUCGUGGCUCUGUGUUGUUUGGUGUCUAAUUUGACGCCGUGGAUCGGUUGAGAUGGAUGUGGCCAUGCAUGGCCAGCCUGAUGAAUUGUACAUGACGCUCCAAAACCGUUUUGGGCUCGAGCCAGCAAGAGGCUGUGAGGAAGACUCAUUAGGUUGGAGGCCAUUGCUUCUAGAUUAGACUCUUGCAAAGUUGCAUCCCAUGUCUGGCGCAAAGAUCCAGCACCAGUGCACCACGUUGGCUGGUGAGCUACUAGCACAAGUGCAUGUGACGCUUCAGCCAACGGAGCCACGAGAGGAACUUCCGAUGAGAUGUCUUGCAGACCUCCCAGCGAGUCUUCAGCCCCAAGAGCUUCCGGAAGACGAAGCUCCCGAAGAGGAGAAAGCGUGCGUUGGCCUUUCACCCUUCGAGCAUCUUCCACUCCGCGACUCCUUCGGCUCGCGCACGGAGUAUGACGCGAGUGACCCAGCCAUCUCGGUGAAUGGGCGGAUCCAUGAUCUCUACGUGGAGCACUUCGAGGGUGCCAUGCGAGUCAUGGAGCAGAACCAUCAGGUCUUGCAGAGGCUGGUGCACGAGCAUCGUGGCCAAUGGUCACUCCGUCGAUUCAAAGACUGGCUUGCGUGAAAUUGGUUUUGGUUGCCAUGCAUCGUGGCCGUGUGAAUGCAGUUUGGAAAAGACGGAAGGGCAUCCCUCCGCGCAGCAACACUAUAGUCUUCGAUGAGUUUGCUUGGACUCAUGGAAGCACCCGUCGAGGAAGUGCCGGACAUCACUGUCUUCUCUCAUUUUUAUGGUUUGAUUUACUGUCCACAGCUUCCGGCGGAAAGGAAUGAAAA
Molecule: messenger RNA, 946 nt
Organism: Durusdinium trenchii
Lineage: Eukaryota; Dinophyceae; Suessiales; Symbiodiniaceae
Source: the annotation of a GenBank genome assembly